This is a messenger RNA of Rhizophagus irregularis DAOM 181602=DAOM 197198, 713 nucleotides long. RefSeq lists its product as uncharacterized. The record is from RefSeq and is a predicted model, not a curated record. Gene Ontology annotation, cellular component: intracellular membrane-bounded organelle. NCBI's taxonomy places the organism in Eukaryota, Fungi, Glomeromycota, Glomeromycetes, Glomerales, Glomeraceae.
CUACAAAAAGUUUUCAUAAAUAAAGAUGCGUAUCACGCUUUUAUAUCGGAUGAAUUUGAUUUGACGUAGAUGGUAUACAGAUAUACAGAUCGACAAGCGAAUCUCUAAAAAACGCCAAGAAAGGCCCUUCUUUAAAGAAGACAUAUUUGGCAUUCACCUACUAUUCCCGCAAUACCACAAUACCACAUGUUAUUUAACAAUAUAUUUAAUUCAUGCGUUUCCUUCCAUUCAUGUGCGUCGUCCUGUUAUUAAUCAUUCUUUCCAUUCUUGGUUUUGCACCCAACAUUCAUAUCAAAAUUUCAGAUAAAUUACUUCACUUUAUAGGAUUCUUUAUUUUGACGGUAGCGAUUUACUUUACAUGGGAUCGGAAUAUAAAAUGGAAUGCCGUAGUUACCGGUACAUUAUCAUUGUCAGCGUCCUUGAUAAGUGAAGUCAUUCAAGGCUUUUUACCAUACAAAAUUUUUGACUGGCAAGAUAUCGCGGCAAAUUUCCUUGGCUCAUCUUUGGGGCUUGUUCUUUCAAUAUUUGGGGAUUGGAUACGUAACCGAUUCGCUAUAUAUGGGAAAUACAAGCAAGUUGAUUGUGAAAAUUUCGAUGAAAAUACCGAUAUUCCCUUAACAUAAUUAUCUUAUUAUCUUGUACAAUUAUUUAUUAUUUACAGUAUAAUUAUAACGUGAUGCUACAAAUAAAAUAAUAUAAUUUUAUAUUGUCCA